GCUUUUGACAAUGACAUAAAUGGUUGUCUUUUUAAAGAUUGGGCUGACCAAGGAAUUAUUUCCAAUACCGUCCAGUGUGGAGGGGCUGGACUGUGCUAUCGUAAUAAUCCACAAGAUCCAACUUUAUUUGCUGUCUGUUACAACACAAACACUCUUACCCCAGACUUCACAGGUCAUAUCGUAAAAAACUUUGCUGGUGGCGGCCGUGGAUCCAGAUCCUUUAAAAUGGACUUAGGACCUUUUGGUAAGAAGUAUUGUCAAGUGCUUGAAACAUUUUAUGGAUAAUGAGGUUGAUUAGAUAGGAGAAACAACAACAACAAAAGAACAGUUUACAGUUGGCUGCUUAGCUACUCACUUAAAGGCUUCCUUGAACAGUAAGUAGAGACACAUUGUACGUAAAACGAUUAAAAGAACGUUAACGUUCGAAAGUGCACGAUAAGCCGUUUACUGCAAAAUAUAAUUCAGAGAAAUCUUCAGAACGUGUAGGCAAGUGAUUAAAGGAGCACCUGCCAAAAUUCUAGGAGAUACGAACUCCUGUUGGCUGUUUUCCACUUUAGUUUUUGGCUACGGUAAAAGCCCCAGAUCCACAGUUUUCGUAGUAAUUUACAGUACUGUGUGUGUGCUGUAAGUAACAUUUGAUACCUUGGAGAUUGCAAAAGAUGCUCUUCUGCAAAACUGUUUGCUAACUUUUCGAGACAGAACAGAGUCACUUGUAUGAAUAUAUGAUUCGUUUUCCUCCGCUUAAUGGAACUGACAAGGGAGGGCAUGGGAAAAUUUUGAAUAACCCCAAAAGAGUUUAAGAGAAGGUCGAAUCCAGCUAAAAUAACUUCUAAAAUCGGUUGAAGACUGCCACUUUUUGCCAGAUAAAAGUAAUAAGCCUACUCAGUAAACGAUCAAUUUAAUGUGGUUUAGGGCAAAUAUUGUCGAUUCUAUUUUCGAGGCAACGUGUGAAGAGGCCGUGGUCCCUUCUAAUAAUAACGUGCGUAGCGGGCGCCGGUGAUUACCAUCAUCAUCAUCAUCAUCAUCAUCAUCAUCAUCAGUUGGGAUGUUGUUUCCAAACAGACGAAUAAAGACAGUUUUUAUGUUACCAUUUUUUCUUUAUUUUGAGGCCCAGUUACAGAUAAAGUGUACACUCUGCAAUUUAGGGAAAACUCUUUUUUAUCCAGCGUGUAUCUCCAUAUUGAAAUGCAGUUGUCUCCAAAACAUGCAUGGCUACUCCCCGUUUUCCCAUCAGUGGGCACCACAUGCACAUCACAAAUGUACAGAACAAUAAUAACCAAUCUCGCUUGGAGGAAGAGUGAAAAAUUGGCUUGAAUAUACUGUAACAACUGACAACAAAGAUUUAUCUUGCCCAUAAUAGCGACAUGAUGUUUGCAAGGGUGUCAUUUAAUGUUUUUUUUUCUCUGUGUGCAUAAGAGUUGAAUUUUCCAGCAAAUCUCGACCAUAAUGUCGGCGUUACAAAAUCCCCCACAUGUACUAUCAUAUUAUUGGUCGAUGAUUAUUUCUGCAAGUUAUGCUGUAUUAUUUAGCUUUUGGUCAAAUCAAAAACAACGAGACAAGAAUGAUCAGAGGUCGAUACUCCACACCAAACCAUAUAAUAAGCAUAUCUUUUAUCCAACUUUUAUGGCCUAAAAUUUUGGUAGAAAAAACAGUAAAAGUAUAGAGAUCAUUGUUGCGUGACAUAUCCCUGGCUACAUAAGGAAUCGAAACGUCAGCUUGUCAAUUUAGAAGCAAAAUUAAUAUAUUUUUGUGUUGUUACUAGCCCCAAACCCUCAAGCCAAACCAGCUUACUACAGGACAAGCUUCCAAUCUCAGUUAUUCAACAAUUUCGAAGUAAAAAAGCAGCAGUUCCUUUCUAGAGGACAUUUGGUACCCAACGGGGAUUUCGGUCCACUUGAAGAUCGAGCUCUUACGUUUAUAAUGACCAACGUCGCCCCCCAGUGGCAGUUGUUCAAUCUUAGAAACUGGGGUCAACUGGAAGCUGCUGUAAGAGCGUAUGUUGCUACAAAAUCCCAACAGUUCCAAGGGGUAUACGUCUUCACUGGUGUAGGUAAGUAGCUGUUAACGUGCAACAAAAGUUUACAACAGAUUUUGAGAGAAUUCACACGUUAGUUUUGGGUCAUGCUCAAAGUUACCUUAUUAAAUAAAUAAUUAAAUAAAUAAAUAUAUGAAAACAACGUAACAAAAUCGACGACGACGACGAGGAUCACGACAAAACAACAGCACCUCUAACAACAAUAAGCCUGUUUUGGUCUGAUAUUGAAUAACAAAAACAUGUUUUUUUUUUUAACUUUUUAUGUUUUGUUUUUUUCUUAUCCUUUCUUUCUUGCUUUUUUCCAGCUGGUGGCGUUAAUAUACGUCUCAGACAACGCGUCGAGGUCCCACAAUUUUUCUGGAGAGCAAUAUGUGAUCCCAGUACCAGCGAGUCUAUCUUCUUCUAUGCUAAGAACCCUGUUGGAGAAGUGGCGGGGAAUCCGAAAGUGGCAGGCUGCAAUGGCAUAAUGCAGGACCGUGCAUUUGGUGUUAUCGAAUGCACAAGUGUAAGUAGCGUAUCGGCUCAAUUUAACUUGCAAUUCAGUUUCGGAGGCAAUAAAUGCCGACCUUCAACAAAGGGAUCGUUCAUGGACAGCUUUCUAACGAACAGAUUACGUUAA
This is a messenger RNA of Porites lobata, 2654 nucleotides long. The record is from the annotation of a GenBank genome assembly. NCBI's taxonomy places the organism in Eukaryota, Metazoa, Cnidaria, Anthozoa, Scleractinia, Poritidae.